Knipowitschia caucasica is the source of this 1680-nucleotide messenger RNA. The record is from the annotation of a GenBank genome assembly. Lineage: Eukaryota; Metazoa; Chordata; Actinopteri; Gobiiformes; Gobiidae.
AUGGAAGAAGUGGCCAUAGAUCAUUAUGUGCUGUACUUUCAGUCGUUGGCUCAGGACGAGGGAAGCCCGGUCAGGGGCUUCGGCGUGGUGGAGUAUGAGAGCGCGGAGCAGGCCGAGGCGGUCCUCACGGAGAUGGACAGGACCUCAGUGUCGGGGCAUGUGAUCCGACUGUCCCUCUGCUCCCCUGGGACGUCAGGCAGAAGCACACUGGCUGCUCUCAUCGCUGCUCAGGGAAUGAUACUGAGCAACAGAAAGGGACUGCUUCCAGAGCCAAACAUAGCCCAGCUGCUGACCAGUAUGACCAACCCUGCGGCCCUGCAGAUCCUCAUGAGGCCGUACCACACUGGGAAAAGAGGAGGUAAAGGAAAGUUUGGACAUCACAGCGGCCUGCCUUUCCUCAGACCACCCCUCACCACUGCACUGCUCACACUGGGGAAAGCCCACCAGAAUGCCAUGAUCGGGAACGGGCUGGUCCUUCAGAACCUCCUGCACAUGCAGCUGGCCCAGCAGCAGCUCCUCCACAUCAAAGACAAGCGCCUGAGCUCUGUCUCCAGUCUUCUGGGGGACCCCUCCAAGCUUCUAAUACAGAAAGCCCUGUCUCUGCGGCCUCCGGGGCUGCUGCCUCUGGGGAAAGGCCUCCUGGGAGACUCCCCCUUAGAGCUGGGCCAAGAGGCUGUCCCUGUGUCGUGCCACAACAGCCCAGCUGGAACCAUGCCUUACCCCCACACCAGAGCCUCCACAGGGGAGCAGCACAGCGGCCACCCCCUCUCCAUGAUCCCCACUGUGCCCACCUCCUCCUCAUCAUCAGGCUGCACCGAGCGACAGCUAGCGCCCCCAGGGACCAUGGUCAACAAUGGUCAGAGUUCAUUAUUAGGAGAUCCACCCAAAGAAGUCCGACUUCCCUCCAAUCCUUACCUGAACCUGGCCAGUGUGAUGCCAAGUGUUGUGUUACAAGGGUCCUCGGGGGCUAAAGCGCAGGUCGGACAGGCUGCUACGUUGUACUCCGGACCCCCUAUCGCCUCCCAGACCUCCAGCUCCUUCUCCCACAGUGUACCCACCACCAGCGCCCCCUACAGCACGGACACCGCUGUAGACUACAGCCAGUACAACCAGGCAUACACACAGGAGGCCAUGCAUCAGUGGUACCAGCACUAUCAGGCUGCAGCUCAGACCCACACCUACACCACGGCCCCUCCAGACGCUGCGGCUGUGGACCACACUCAGGCUCCACCGGUGACCACCUAUGCCGACUAUAACUCCUACUUGCAGGCAGUGACUCAGUAUUACUCCCAACCUGCCACGGCCACCCAGGCCUACGCCACCAAGGAGGUGGACGUGUGCAAACCAAUGGGCGUGUCACUCCAUGCGGUGAGUAACGGCACUGGCCCUCCCCCGGCGGUCCUGCCUGCCGCCGCGGUGCUCCCGGCCUACAGCGCACUGCCCCUGGUGCCCAGCUUCCUGGGACCCCCCCACCACCACGCCGCCCCGCCCGCCCAGGUGGCUCACACUGCUGCCCCAGACUGGAGCUCCUACUACUAUAACCAGACCCGGGGGCACAAGCGGGAGUACCCCCAGCUGGCCGUGCAAGAGGUGGCCCCUUCAGACGGAGCGUACAUCGGGCAACACUCCCAGGGCCUCGGUGGGCAGUACGCCGACUACUUCAAGAGGAAGAGGCUCUAA